GGCUGCGGCUUUUAUUUUGAAGGGCCACACUGGCAGAAGGACAGACGCGCCGUCACGGGGCAAAGGUCCGGUUCUUAUCCGGUCUCUGUGCAGCAUGUAACCGGAGGGUCUCCUGUUUCUCGGCCCUCGCCUCUCUUCUAUCUUGACACCGGUACUGGAGACCCACCGGAGCCAUGGGGGGGAACCUGGGCUGCCACCGCUCCAUCCCCAGAGACCCCACCGACCUGAGCGGUGGUAAACGGAAGUUCAGCACCGCCUGUAACUUCGGUCCGAUCCUGGUGAAUCAGGAGCGGCUGAACAUCAACACGGCCACUGAGGAGGAACUGAUGACCCUGCCGGGAGUCAACCGGGCUGUGGCGCAGAACAUCGUGGAGUACCGGGACUGCAUCGGUGGCUUCAAGAAGGUGGAGGACCUGGCUCUGGUCAGCGGGAUCGGAGCCACCAAACUGGAGGCGAUCAAGCUGGAGAUCUGCGUCUCCAGCAGGACCAGCUCGUCCCAACACUCCCCGUCCUCCCUGCGCAAAGACCCUGAGCACCAGCCCAGCACCGGGAUCAACAUCAACACCGCCACCCCGGCGCAGCUCAUGAGCAUCCGGGGCCUGACGGAGAAGAUAGUCCAAAACAUCAUGUCCUACCGGGUGGAGCAUGGACCGUUCAGGAGCAUCGAGGACCUGGUGAGGGUCCCCCACAUCAACAGCUCCCUGCUGGGCAAAAUCCGCUUCCAGGUGUUCGUGGAGCGCUCCAGGGCGCCGUCCACCAACACUAACGGAGGGCUGACCACCUCCAAGUCCCACCCGAGCCCGACCUCUUUCAGCCUCAGAAGUGAAGACCUGGACCUCCCGCCGGGAGGCCCCACACAGAUCGUAUCUGUACGGCCGAACGUGGAGCCAGCGUUCGGUCUGAGGGACGGGAAGCCUGUGGUGCGUCUGGGAACGUGGAGCCUCCAAGACUGCUCCUGCGAGAAGGCCAACAACCCGGGAGUCCGCGAGGUGGUCUGCAUGACCCUGCUGGAGAACGACAUCAAGAUACUGGCAGUUCAGGACCUUCUGGAUCGGGAAGCACUGGAGAAGUUCUGUGUGGAGCUGAAUCAGGGAACACUUUCCAGUGUGCGGAAGUGGAAAUGGCCCCGAGGUCUGUGGAAAAGUGUUGUGUCUGAAACCCCCACUGGACCCUCAGCGAAGGGAGGAAGCUACUCCGGCUUCCUGUGGGACAGCUCAGCAGGUAUAGACCUAAAGGAAGCGAGGAUCGUGGAGUCUACAGUUGUCAGCGGCAACAGGAAUCACUCCUACCCUCCGCUGUACCUGGCUCGUUUCUCAGUUGAUGCAGUGGAGCUGACGGUGGUGAAUGUCCACAUGCAUACAUCAGCCUCAGCAGGAGAGUCUGGCUGUAAAAAACACUCCUCUGAGGGAGCUAAGUGUCAGUGCCUCCCUUCUAGCAUCCAGGAGACCAUCAGAGGUGAGAAGGAGUUGGUAGUUUUGGGAGACUUUGGCUCUUCUCCUCAGAGCUCUGAGUUCGAUGUCCUGAGAAAGGAGAAGCUCUGUGCCCUGGUACCAUCUACCCAGUCCACCAACAUCAGCACCUGCUCCCCCCAGGGCACCCACUGCCUGGACAACAUCUGGCUCAGCCGCUCCCUCAAGAAGAUCUACUCAGGUCACUGCAUGGUGGUGAGGGAGGGCCUGACUAAUCCUUGGAUCCCAGAUAACUGGUCCUGGGGUGGUGUAGCAUCAGAUCACUGCCCUGUAGUGGCUGAAUUUUACAUUGCUCCAUCGUUCAAGGAGUUGAGCAGACCCAGCAUGGCAGCGGUGGACCGAGACGUUCAGCCCAAACAUGAGCGAUGACAGCAGCCACGGCCACGUGGGACUCGGAGCUAUCAGGAUCCUGCCCAGCGGUUUGCCUCGUGAAUGUGAAGAAGUGCCAAAAAUGUAAAUGCUGAAUGCAGAAAAGAAACUGAUGAGUCAGUAAGCCAUAAAACACACAUGUACUUUAAGAAGAAAUGUGCUAAACAUUUUCUAUAUGUAUAUAAAAUAAAGAGAUAUUAUGAAGUGUU
Messenger RNA from Nothobranchius furzeri (turquoise killifish), 2047 nucleotides. RefSeq names its product endonuclease/exonuclease/phosphatase family domain containing 1 (gene eepd1). The record is from RefSeq and is a predicted model, not a curated record. Gene Ontology annotation, molecular function: DNA binding. Lineage: Eukaryota; Metazoa; Chordata; Actinopteri; Cyprinodontiformes; Nothobranchiidae. Gene Ontology annotation, cellular component: plasma membrane. Gene Ontology annotation, biological process: DNA repair.